AGGCCAAAGCAACCAAAAAGGGCUUGGAAGAGGAUUCCCACAGGGCACAGGUGACAAGCUGGCACCCUGGGCGUGGCGGAGUUGCUUCGCGCGCCAGCCCGCAGCAGGACAGUGGUGCGGAGGCCGGGGGCUCGCAUGCGCCAGGCUUGGUUGUUGGUGAGUGCUGGCAGGACUGGCUCGCCAAGAGCCGCGAGGAGGUGGAGGGCUUCAAGAAGGCCCAGGUGUCCAGUUGGGCAGAGGCUGUGCUGAUCGAUGGUGGGCUGGAAGCAGACCACGAGCUCAUCCAGCAAACGGUGACCGCACUGCAGCAGCAGGGCGUCACGGGCAAGUCCCUGCUGGAGCUCACGCUGGAGCAGAUGAUGCAGGAUGGCAUCCCCCGUGGCCCGGCAGUGCUGCUGACCAAGAAGAUCCGGCUAUUGCAGGAGCCCGAGGACCUACUGGCCAUCAUGGCGAACUCAGAGCACACCGUGGAAGGCUUGCUACGCCUUCGAGCCUGCCUGAAAGAGAAACAGCCUGCCAGUGUUCAUGGCGAGCCAAACAAUGGCGAGUUUCAGGCUCGGCGUUUGGAGUCCCAGGGGUUUUUGAAUAGGGUCUCCAAGAUGUUGGGGGAUCGAAGUCGCAGUGGCUCUUUGACCAAAGCAGACAGCCCGCUGCUGGAGUAUGCCACCAUGAGUGGCGCUGGCAAGUCACGUUGGGGCUUUGAGGUGGAACGCUUGCUGAAGCGGAACCAAAGCUUCCAGUCUUACGCAGUAUCUCGCAUAGGGCUGAAUUUCAACGGUGGGACUGGUGGCGGGGAAGCUGAUGGCACAGAAACAGAAUAUCUUUUUGAGCAGCAGGGCUUUUCCUUGCAACAAAUCAUGGCCACACUACUUCUUGCUCGGGGGCUUUUGCAGUGCUCGCCAGACAGGUUUCGAGGGAAGGAGAAUUGGUUAAGGGCCUUGAGAGUCAACACAGUUCUUGAUGCAGUGUUCAAAAGCUUUGCACACAGCUCGGAAAGGAAGAGCAUCCUAGUUGUGCAUGUGGAUGAGCUUGCAUUGCUAUUGGAAGCCCGCAAGUUUGAUGACCGACAACUCAAAAACUUUGUGAACGUUUUGGCUGAAUACAACUGUCAGCAGAAUCCUUCGGGAUUGGUGGUGCCGGUCAUUACGCACACUGCGCCGGUGGAAUGGGAUCCAAGGCCGACUGUGAUACCGCUGGAACGCCUCAACCUCUUUCCGUUCAACUUUGCAGACUCCCAGAAGUUCUUGCCAGGCCUGAAUACAACUGGCUUGGAUUCCCGCCGUGCCAUCAGUGCCUGCGGAGGUCAUGCAGCGUUGCUGGUGGAGUUGCGCCGCUUCAUGCAACGGCAGUCUGGCGGACUUGGUGCACUGCUCACAUGCAACCGCGUCUCUCAACACAGAAAGUCUUUGCAAAGGAUUAAGCAGCUCGGAGCGACAUGCAACACCCUCGUUCGGGCAGUGCUUGUGCAAGACGCUGUUGAUGAAGACCAACUUCAAGAUCUGAGCCAACGUGGUCUUCUCUUCACUGAGGCGGAUGAUUUGACUGCGACCUGCCGCAUCACGGUACCAUACCCAUUUUUCUUGAACUUUUUGAUGCACUUGGAUCGGCCAGAGCGUUUCAAUCACCUGCGACACGAAAAUCCCACUGGCACAGACCGCCGCUGGAGUUCGAAGGCAUUCGAGGCACUUUGCGCAAUACGAGUGGCCAUUGACAUGGAUGGCUUUCCCUACGACCUGCCCUGCGAUCCUAGAGCAGCAGCGAUAGAAUUCGGAAGAGACGGGAAAUCUCGCGUGUGUCUUGCAGAGAGCGAUACGGAGCCGGGUGUGGACAGCAUCGGAUUCGACGGCAACACCAUGACCUUGGUUCAGAGUAAAUACCCAGAGGCUGAUACAACCCAAGAGUGGAAGGAAAUUAGGGAGUUCAUGAACUUCGCAAACACGACAGGUGUUGAUUGGGCCAAAUCAGCAAAUUGCACGAGGAUUUGUGCGAUCUUUGCCACUGGGAGGGCAUUCAGAAACUACGAAUCGGAGUUGCCAAUGGAGCUCAAGGUCCAGGAAGUGGUCAUCACUUACAUAAUUUACGCCAAGACUCAAACCAGCGGAGCUUGCGCAGUCCGGACAAAGCAGAUCGAUGAAUGGAUCCCUCCAGGACUCAUGUGUAUGUAACAGCAACAGAAGUUGCGCGUCUGUACUGCUCCUGUGGAAAAA
Effrenium voratum is the source of this 2207-nucleotide messenger RNA. Lineage: Eukaryota; Dinophyceae; Suessiales; Symbiodiniaceae. The record is from the annotation of a GenBank genome assembly.